This is a messenger RNA of Mangifera indica (mango), 2228 nucleotides long. RefSeq names its product asparagine--tRNA ligase, cytoplasmic 2-like. Gene Ontology annotation, molecular function: ATP binding; asparagine-tRNA ligase activity. Bases 101 to 2032 code for a protein of 643 amino acids. The record is from RefSeq and is a predicted model, not a curated record. Gene Ontology annotation, cellular component: mitochondrion. Gene Ontology annotation, biological process: asparaginyl-tRNA aminoacylation. NCBI's taxonomy places the organism in Eukaryota, Viridiplantae, Streptophyta, Magnoliopsida, Sapindales, Anacardiaceae. The transcript is spliced from 8 exons.
UGUCCUUUCUCUGUUCAAUCAUUUCCUUUCUCAGAAGCAAUUCUCCUAUACAACUCUCUUGCUUGUUCAAUUGGCAUUCUCUCUUAUUUUACUUCCCAAAAUGGCUUCUCAACAUGAAACUAACAAUAUGGACAACACUGCCACUGACACCAUCGAUGGAACCGCCACGGAAACCGCCAUGGUCAGUCUAAAAGCAAAGUACUCGAACCGAGUGCUUGUAAAAACCAUUGUUGAACGUGAUGGUGGGGUGGGAUUGAUUGGUGAGAGGUUGGUAAUUGGCGGGUGGGUUAAAUCUUCUAAAGAAGUUAAAAAAGAGCCAGUGACACCAGCACCAACAUCUGAUAAUCACGGUGCCGCAAUGGCUUCGAGUCCUAAACGUAAAGAAAAAAAUGUGAAGUGUCCGGAGAUUCUUCAAUCAAAAAUCCCAUUUUUAAGGACAAUAAUCAGGGUUUUGAGCGGCAGUGCUGGUGGUGGUGCUAGUACCGACACUAUACGUGAGAAGCUGGAAGCUGUGCUUCCUAAGCCACCACCGCCUUCCACUCUCUUCUUGCAAAUCAGUGAUGGUUCUUCUGUAGCUGCUCUACAGAUGGUGGUGGACUCUGGUUUAGGUUCCCCUAGCAGACUUUUGCCAACUGGGACCUGUAUUUUAGCGGAAGGAGUGUUGAAUCAUUCGUCAUUUCAGGGAAAACAUGCUGUUGAACUCACAGUAGAAAAAAUUCUUCAUAUUGGGACGGUUGAUCAGGACAAGUACAUCUUAUCAAGAAAGCGACUACCACUCGACAAGUUAAGGGAUUCUGCCCAUUUUCGGCCUCGUUCAACUACUGUGGCAUCUGUUAUGAGAAUCCGUAGUUCCCUGACUUUUGCAACUCACACAUUCUUCCAAAACAAUGGAUUUUUGUGUGUUCAAGUUCCCAUUAUCACAACCACAGAUGCUGAAGGAUUCAGUGAGAAGUUCCAGGUUACAACUCUUUUAGAAAAAGCAGAUAAAGAGGGGCCAAAUGCUGCUAAGGAAAUUGAAGGCGUUAGCCUUGACAAUAUAAAGACUGCUAUAAAGGAAAAAAGCCAUCAAGUUGAACAACUCAAGAGAAGUGAAAGCAAUAAAGAAGCACUCGUGGCUGCACUUCAGGAUUUAAAGAAGACAAAUGAACUAGCAUCAAAACUAGAGGCAAGAGAAAAAACCAAGCCAGCGCCAUCAAUUAAAACUGGUAAAAUUAACAUUUCUGAAGAUUUCUUCUCUCGCCAGAUUUAUCUCACUGUUUCCGGCCGUCUUCAUCUGGAGAGUUAUGCAUGUGCCCUUGGAAACGUAUACUCAUUUGGGCCCAGAUUUCGAGCAGAGAAGAAAGAAUCAGCAAAACAAGGGGCAGAGAUGUGGAUGGUUGAGGCUGAAAUCGCUUUUUCACUAUUAAAGGACGCCAUGAAUUGUGCGGAUGACUAUUUCAAGUUCCUCUGCACAUGGGUUGUUGAAAAAUGUGAAAGAGAUGCGGAAUUCAUCUCCACUCGAAUUGACAAAACCAUCAUUGAUCGUCUGCAAUCGAUGAAGUCCUGCUUCAUUGAAAAGAUUACCUACACAGAAGCAGUCAAAGCUCUGGAACAGGUUACAGAUAAGAUUUUUGAAGCAAAACUUGAGUGGGGUGUAGCUCUCACAGCAGAGCAUCUAAGUUAUUUGGCUGAUGAGAUCUAUAAGAGUCCUUUAAUCAUAUAUAAUUAUCCAAAAGCGGUUAAACCAUUCUAUGUACGCCUUAAUGCUGAUGGAAACACAGUUGCAGCAUUUGAUAUGGUUGUACCAAAGAUCGGAAAGUUGAUCACCGGCAGCCAAAAUGAGGAACGCAUUAAUAAGCUUAAUAAAAGGAUUGAGGAAUUGGGCUUGCCAAAAGAGCAGUAUGAAUGGUAUUUGGAUCUACGCAGGCAUGGAACAGUAAAGCAUUCUGGAUUUAGUCUUGGGUUUGACCUUAUGGUUCUCUUCAUUACCGGCCUCACUGAUGUCAAAGAUGCAAUCCCUUUUCCAAGGAGUCUUGGCAUUGCCAACAAUUAGUCUGAUUUCCAGCAAUGUAUCCUCCAUAGGAGAAGAUAUCUGAUCUGGGACUGCUUGUGUUUUUGAAAGAAAAAGAAAUUGUUAUGUAAACACACACAUUGAGAUUUCAAACAGGAAAAAGCUUAUUGUAAAUGUUGCAUUUUAUGCUUAGGUGAUCUCAUGUACAUUCUUUAAAUAAACAUACAGAUUGAAAUGA